UUAAAUUCUUCAUAAUGUUUGUUCUUCUAUGCGUAUGAUGUUUGCUGUCCUAUGAAACAUGUAAAUAAUUUUGCAAUUUUUUAACUUUUUAUUUUGUGUUUACAUGCAUAAGUUUGUCCCAUAGAUUUUAUUGCCAAAACAGAAUCAAUUAAAAUAUUAUCCGGUUUCGUAGUUUCCUUGUUUCAGUUACUUCUACAAGCUAAAGAUAUUAUUAUAUGAGAAAUACUGUUAAAGAAUUGUUAAUAAACAAAUGUAUAUGACAAUUCAUGUCAUUAAAAAAGGAUUCUCUGAAUUCUUUUAAUAACAAGCAUCUUACAGGUUAUGGAAAAUCUGUGAGAAAUGUUAGUGUGAAAUGUUUACAAAACCUAGAAGAUCUGAAAAAAUCUUGUGAUAAAUUGGGUUUAAUAUUCGUUGAUGAUUCUAAAGAUAUGAGGAAAGUUGAUUUGAUUUUAGAUGAUAAAGUUGUAAAAAAUCAAAGAUAUUACUUUGUUAAGUGGCAAGGACUUAGCAAUAAAUAUAAUACAUGGGAGCCUAAUAACCAAUUAACGGACUCUGAAGAUUUGCUUUCCUAUUAUACUUCUCUAAAGUAUCCAUCUGCUUUGUUAUCUGAAGAAAUGAUUUUCUAUUUCAUAAAGGAUCUCAUGACCCGUAAACCACGUGACAUUUUAACUAUUAUUAAGCUUUGUGCAUUAAUUUAUGGAUUUGAUGAAGAGUACAUUAGUAGUUUAGGUCUGACUUUUGCUGAUCUGAAAACAAAAUUGAUAAAAAUUCUUGAUAUACCUAUUGGCAAAUUGAAUAAAAUUGGAGAAAAAUUAUUAGAGCUGAUGAAAUUUGCUGAAAAAAGAAAAUUUGUCCUAUCAGGAUUGAAGGAUUGGGAAAUUGAAAUAAAUGCUAAUUCUUCAGUAUUUAUAAAAGUAGAAAAUAAUGUUGAUCUCACUGGUCCUCCUGCCAAUUUCCAAUUCAUCAAUAAUUAUAUUAGUUCUUAUGUUGACCUAACUGAAAACCCUGUUGUAUUUUGUUCUUGUGUUGAUUGCUAUGAAAAUCGUAAGGAAUGUUGCUCUCAUAAUUUAGAUGGUAGUUUUGCCUAUAAUAAAGAUCAGCGUCUCCAAUUGGCUGUAGGUUAUCCUAUUUAUGAAUGCAAUAAACUUUGCAAAUGUGAUAAUAAUUGUAUCAACAGAGUGGUUCAGCAUGGUCCAAAAGUCAAACUAGCAAUUUUUAGAACUAAAAAUGGAUGUGGUUGGGGACUGAAAACCUUGGAAUUCAUACAGAAAGGUCAAUUUGUAUUGGAAUAUCUUGGUGAGAUUAUUACAUCUCAACAUGCCGAAGAAAGAGGAGAAGUAUAUGAUCAUCUUGGUAGAACCUAUCUUUUUGAUAUGGAUUGGGAAAAAGAUUGUAAGUAUACUGUUGAUUCAAUGCUUUUUGGAAAUGCGUCUCAUUUUAUAAACCAUUCCUGUGAUCCAAAUUUGGAAACUUAUACUGUAUGGAUUAAUCAACAAGAUCCCAUGUUACCCAGAAUUGCAUUUUUUGCCAAAAAGAAGAUAAAUCCUGAUGAAGAAUUGACAUUUGACUACAAAAUGAUUGAUACUCGGGGUAAACAAGGUAUACCAGUUCCUGAAGAUGAAAGGGUACUUUGUAAAUGCAACUCAAGAAACUGUAGAAAAUUUUUAUUUUAAGCUUUAAUGUGUGUAAACUGUAAUUAAUUUAAACAUGUGUUGUAAAAUAUUUUUCAUAUUCUUAGUAACAAAAUUAUUCAUUUAUAUUGAUUAGCAUUGUUUAAUAAAUGAUAUGAAUCUCUUAAUUUUUGAAAAACUGUCGACUAAGUUUAAAAGGGUUGCUUUAGAUUGUGUUUUCCAUUUCAUGAUGAUAACAAAUAUAUGUAUUUUUAAUUUCUUAGUUCUUUUUUUAAAUUACAGUUAAAAUCUUGAUCAUUUUUCACUUUUUUUGCAAAAGCUAUAUUCAUUAUAAUAUUAAAGAA
Messenger RNA from Argiope bruennichi, 1975 nucleotides. Its product is annotated as histone-lysine N-methyltransferase SUV39H2-like. Gene Ontology annotation, molecular function: protein binding; zinc ion binding; histone H3K9 methyltransferase activity. The transcript has a single exon. Bases 267 to 1673 code for a protein of 468 amino acids. Lineage: Eukaryota; Metazoa; Arthropoda; Arachnida; Araneae; Araneidae. The record is from RefSeq and is a predicted model, not a curated record. Gene Ontology annotation, cellular component: nucleus.